AUGCCUGUCUACCCAAGAAACCAAAGACCCCUUCAAGCGGCCUUGGCAGCGGAUAGGCAGCGUACUCUGGAAAAGGCCAAGAUCAAGGCUGCAAUGGCCGAAAAGACAGAAUAUGCCUUUGGCGAUCGCAACGACCUUCAAAAAUACGACACAAUGGAUGUAACUGGUAAUACCAGAAAGGCCAGGAAUUGGCUCAGCGGCCUCCACAGAACUUCACAGCCUACCAGCCGCACAUCGAAACCUCACACAUCGGACUACCAAAGCCUGUGA
Messenger RNA from Colletotrichum orchidophilum, 270 nucleotides. RefSeq lists its product as uncharacterized. The transcript has a single exon. NCBI's taxonomy places the organism in Eukaryota, Fungi, Ascomycota, Sordariomycetes, Glomerellales, Glomerellaceae. Bases 1 to 270 code for a protein of 89 amino acids. The record is from RefSeq and is a predicted model, not a curated record.